Messenger RNA from Scylla paramamosain (green mud crab), 1765 nucleotides. It is a transcript of the gene Galt, whose product is annotated as galactose-1-phosphate uridylyltransferase-like. The transcript has 9 exons. The record is from RefSeq and is a predicted model, not a curated record. Gene Ontology annotation, biological process: beta-D-galactose catabolic process via UDP-galactose, Leloir pathway. Gene Ontology annotation, cellular component: cytoplasm. Lineage: Eukaryota; Metazoa; Arthropoda; Malacostraca; Decapoda; Portunidae. The coding region runs from base 372 to 1466 and encodes 364 amino acids. Gene Ontology annotation, molecular function: UDP-glucose:hexose-1-phosphate uridylyltransferase activity; zinc ion binding.
AAAAUGGUGGAACAAUCUGGCAAGUGGCAACACUGAAUCAGCUGUGUUGUGGUGAUCGAGAUUCGAGGGAACGCCCAUCCCAGGGUAAGCUUCCUUGGCGUGUCCUGGCAUUGUGGUCGCCCGGUUUUUAUGUCCUAGCAUUGGACUGACAGAGAAGAACUGAGGGCCACAGGCAGCAUAUGAUCAGUGUGAAUUGAAAGAUAAUGGAUGAAAUGGAAGAGUUUAAGUGCUUCAUCAUGGAUCUGUCUUAUGCAAGCAUGGAAGCAUGAAGAGAAAGACAAGACAGAGAGAUACACAAGAAAGAUUAGUUACAUUGAGAUAAGAGGAGAGUUUGUGUUUGAGGCAGAGACACAAUAUACAGCCUGGAAGACAUGGACAUGAAGGGAAAGGAGGCAGCCUUUGAUCCAACAGAGCACCAGCAUGUAAGGUUCAACCCACUUCGAGGGGACUGGGUGUUGGUGUCACCGCACCGUAUGAAGCGACCAUGGGCGGGCCAAGUGGAGCCCCCACCUCAGGAUGACCUCCCAGACCAUGACCCCACCAACCCUCUGUGUCCUGGGGUGUCUAGACCCAGUGGUGUGGUGAACCCAAACUACACUUCAACUUUUGUAUUCAACAACGACUUCCCAGCACUCCUGGAGGAGGUGCCAUCACCACCGGAGGCCCCUGGGGAAGAGCUAUUGCAGUGGGGACCAGCACGGGGUUGCUGCAGGGUAAUGUGCUUCCACCCUAAGACUUCUGUCACACUGCCCACCAUGACCCAGGAUGAAGUCAGGAAUGUAGUAGACAGGUGGGUGGCAGAGACAGAGGAACUGGGCCAGAAGUAUGAAUGGGUGCAGAUAUUUGAGAAUAAAGGAGCCACCAUGGGCUGCUCUAACCCCCAUCCACACUGCCAGAUCUGGGCCUCUUCUUUCUUGCCCAGUGAAGCCAUGCUAGAGGACAUGCACCAGAAACAGUACUUCUUGAAGCACGGCACCCGCCUCCUGCAUGACUACACAACUAAGGAACUGCAACAAAAGGAGCGAAUAGUUCUGGAGCAAGAAGACUGGUUGGUGGUAGUGCCUCACUGGGCAGUGUGGCCAUAUGAGACACUUGUGCUGCCCCGCCGGCCUGUGUCACGUAUCACCCAACUCACAUUCAGUGAGAGAGAUGGGCUGGCCUGUCUCAUACGGCGCCUGACAGCCAAGUAUGACAAUCUCUUCCAGUGCUCCUUCCCAUACUCCAUGGGAUGGCAUGGAGCUCCUACUGGUUGUCACCUGCAAGAGAAAGGUGAGGGUUUGGAUGUGAGUGACUACUGGGUGCUCCAUGCCCACUAUUACCCUCCACUGCUGCGAUCAGCAACUGUCAAGAAGUUCAUGGUUGGCUAUGAGAUGCUUGCCCAGGCCCAGCGUGACCUGACCCCAGAGCAGGCAGCACGCACCCUGAGGGACCUGCCUGACGUACAUUACAAGUGCAGGAAGGAUUGACAGUCACAUGGUGUAAAUAAUGCUAGUGUGUCUUGAUCAUGUGCCUGAAGUGUGGUAUGUUUGGGAAUCAGAGAACAAGGUGACCUCUUUCUAAAUUGGGUUUACUUAUUGAGAUUUUAUUUUUCACCUGUGAUUAAUUUAGGGAGUUUUAUGGUGAUUAAUUUGGGAAGUUUUAUGGAGAUGAUUUUGUGUGAGAAUUACUAGCAAUGUAAUUAACUGUGUGCAUGGAAAGUUGGUCUGGAAGUCACACUUAUUACCUCAUAAAUAUUAUCGUUUAAUAAAGAAAUAUAUAAAAGAUA